CUCUUUCUGCUCACUCUGGAAAAUUUGUUUAUUGUGAAACAGUUGCAGUGUCAAUGAGAAGUUAGCAGUAAACCACAUACCACAAGCGUUCAGUGUUAUCUGAGGAAGAUGCAGUGUUCUAGUGCAUACCUCUGAAGGAGCUGACCUGUGUCUUUCCUGGGCAUGGAGGUGCCAUAUGUGCUUCUCUUAACUAGACUUAUAGCAGAAGUUGCCAGCAAAUCUACUGAAAGUUCGGUUUCAGAAACAGAAUGCUGUGUGGAUAUGUUGGAUUCAAACAGUUCCUGUCCAGUAACCAACCAGUGCAGCCCAGGUUGUUACAGACGAUGGAAUGAGGAUGGUAGUAGCAGCUGCAUUAAAUGCAAAAAUGAAACCCUUCCUGUUUCAUCUGUUUACAAUCUCACUGAAUGCAGAAAUACUGGUAUCAGAGGAAUGAAUUUCCAAAUGAAUAUAAGCACCGUAACUCCUUUCAUACAGAACAUAGGGGGCCCAGAAGUGGCAGCCUCUCUCAUCUUAGGGACAUUUUUCAUCAGUUUAUUCCUGAUUCUGUCUGUUGCUUCUUUCUUCUACCUCAAACGUGCCAAUAAACUUCCUAAUGUUUUCUACAGAAGAAACAAAGCAUCUGUUCUCCAGCCUAGUGAAACAGCAUCCAUGAUACCUCCCCCAGCUUCUUCAGUUCGGAAGCCACGAUAUGUCAGACGAGAACGGUCACUAGUGACGUCUGCAUCUGCUGCUAUGAUCUCUUCUUCCGAAACCAGGGUCAGCAAUGUUUAGCCUUCAUUCUUGACUGAGGACUUUAUAAGUGUACACAGUGUCGAAGAAACUUUUUCUGAAUCCACUGAAGUGCCAGGAAAACAUCGCAAGCAGCUGACCUAAAUGGAAGCCAAAUUACUGUGUCAAAGGGUUUGUGCCAAAUGUUAACAGAGAAAUGAACUAAUGCAAAGACACUGAUGGCAGGCUACAUCCAGUUUGGUGAACUGCUUUGGUGAUCUUGAAAUGCACUAUUCCAGCUCUGUGGUUUCAUGUGUCUCCUGCAGAUGCUGUGUUUAAAAUCUUUAAAGAAUCUGCCUUUCUUUGGUACACUUUGUUUUGGCAAGUUUUUCCUGUGUUGUGAUGUGUUCUGUGUCCCCAGAGCUGAAUGUCUCAGUGCUGCAGGCCAACACAAAAUACUGGGAUUACUCAAGGAUGUGGACUUGUUUGAAGGACCCACUUGUAAAUGCUAACACUAAGUGCCACUGCUUUAACGUUGUAGGACAAUAUAACAAUAUUUAACAUGCAGUAUCCUUUUGAAGCAAAAAAUGAUGCCUCCUGGAGCAUCCUCUUCAGCCUAUGACAUAGCUGACCCUGGUUUUUAACUGUGACUAUAGACCCACUAUCCAGAUACUGUUGUUCUUGGUGCUUUUGAAGGCCGUGGUCAGUAUGGGUCCAAUCCCAAGUGUGGGAAUUUGUUGGGAAGCUUUUCCAAUUGGCUUCAUCUCAGUCCUUGGAUAAAGAGCUAUUUGCUAUGGCUUUGUAACUGAUAGGUUGCUAUGUCUGUCCUGCGAAGACUGUCUCCGCUAGCUUCCUUCCCUUAACACAGCAGUUGAAGGGAAACCAAAAUUCCUGCAGGGUAGUUGUGCAUGUUGGACGCGUCAGUGAGUAUUGAGAUGAACUGGAGAGGUCAGGUGAAUUUCUGCCAAUGCAAUAAGGGGUUUCUUUGGUCAAGCCCUUGAUUAACAUGCCUGACAUCUGCAGGCCAGCACCUUAUGACAGACCUCAACAAGUAUUUCCGUGUUGAAAGUGCCAGCCUAAAUAGCCCCCGCUCUCAGAUGCUUGUUCUUGCCCAUCUUGUGCCAGCUGUGUGGCUGAGUAGUCACUUGAUCAAGAAAUUAAAAUAGCUGUAAAAAAAUUAUUUUUUUUUUUUUUUUGGCUAGGUUAUCCUUCACCAUUUUUUUUUCCUGGCAUGGUUGACUGUUGCCAUGUGAACACCUAUACCGGCAUAAUGGACACAGUGGUAUGGGCAUAAGAGUGGGUGACUGGGAAAUAAGUGAAAAACCUGAGGUUGCUAAAUUGGUUGAAGUGUCACUGUCACCAUAUGUGAAAUUAUAACUAUGCAGCUUGUGCAUUCCCACCUGCCUGUGUUGCUAUUGCCUGUUCUGGUUUAGCUGGCACUCCGUUAUGGGUCUAUGCUCCUAAAAUAAAUUACUUGGAAGCUCUUCAUCAGCGUCCACUGGCAUGAACAUAAACUGGAACAGUUGGUUCCCUUUUUCAGGAAAAUGUGAACAUAACUGUCUUGAGCUGACAUGACACCCAUAUGGAGAGUCCAAAUCUUGUGAUCCAAAUUCCCUUUUCUCUGUGGUUAAAAGCUUAUUCAAAGCUAAAAGAUGAGAACUGGGAUGAGAGGAGAUAAAUAUAUCGUAUUGAAUAGACCUGGUUUUAUGUAAGUUUCCGUGCAGUUGUAUUUACUUUUAUCUAUCUCCUUACAAGGUCAUGAGAUCUCUUGCAGCAUCCAAACAAGCUAGGGCAAAGACUGGGGAUAAAGAACAAACCAUGAAGAGGCCCCCAUGCCAAAAAAAAGCCUGAAUUGCUGUAUGCAGAAACUUAAGAUUGUCUUUCUAUAGCAAUGAUAAAUAAAAUUUUUGUUCUACUGGACAAAACUAAAGACAGCAGACAAUGCCAUUUUGAGACCUUUCACCUUUCAAUGUGAAAUGUGCUUUAUGGUUCGUAUGUUCCAAGUUCAGGAGGUGGCAGUUUUGUUUCUGUCAUUUUGAUGUCUUUCUAUCUUUGUGCUGUUGCGAUUUUCCACAGGUAGAAAUUAUGUCUAGAGGUCAUAGGUGUUUCCUGAACUUACUUGCUGAAUAUUUUCUUAACCACUAAGGAAAAGGAGUAACUAUGCAAAUAAUGCCAAGAAACUGCACCUUUGAAAGCAGGGAGUUUCUGCUUGCGAAUCUGUCAGUGAUAGUGCAUUCUUGUGUUGCUUAGUUGCUAAUAUAUUCUUUCUACACAUAAAUUAUUGAAGGAUCAUUCAUGUCAUUGUAUUGUCUGAACCCUAUCUUAGCCUCAAGUGCAUAUUGUAACUUAGUUUAAUGUCAAGCGUCUAGUGCUCUAACUUCUGUGCAGUCAAGUUUUUCUCAAUGAUAACAUCUCUCUUCCCCUUCCCAUACUCUUCCCCCUCCAGCAAACUCUUUUAAAUGCAGCAGAUAUUUUUACUAUUUUUUUGCGUUUCAGGAACUGUUCAGCUUUUGUUAUUGCUGUGUGACACAGUGGACUCCUGGUCUAAACAGUUUCUCAUUUGUUUGCACUGUCAAAUUAAAUAUAUAAUGUGGUGUUUUGUUUCCAUCUCCCUUCAAAAUAAUAAUACAUACCUAUAUAUAUUUUUAAAAAUUGGCUUUAAUAAACCCUGAUAUUUAAUGUAUUUGUAUAUUUUUAAAUUGUGCCAAAAUAAACAUUUGAGCUUUUUUUUUUUAAUGAC
Molecule: messenger RNA, 3448 nt
Organism: Gymnogyps californianus (California condor)
Lineage: Eukaryota; Metazoa; Chordata; Aves; Accipitriformes; Cathartidae
Gene: C21H1orf159
Product: chromosome 21 C1orf159 homolog
Exons: 10
Coding region: 163-771 (202 amino acids)
Source: RefSeq, a predicted model, not a curated record